This is a messenger RNA of Synchiropus splendidus (mandarinfish), 1345 nucleotides long. RefSeq names its product basic helix-loop-helix family, member e23 (gene bhlhe23). The coding region runs from base 277 to 960 and encodes 227 amino acids. Gene Ontology annotation, molecular function: protein dimerization activity. The transcript has a single exon. NCBI's taxonomy places the organism in Eukaryota, Metazoa, Chordata, Actinopteri, Syngnathiformes, Callionymidae. The record is from RefSeq and is a predicted model, not a curated record.
CCAGUCACAAAGUGCCCCAAGGCAAAGGGAGGAAGGAGACGCCAGAGGAGGCCGGCUACAGCAGGAGAGGCUCCUCACCCAGAACAAUUACACAAGAGUUUGUGGCUAUGUGCGCAACAAGGGGGAGCAGCGAGCAGAGGAGGUGAGCGCUUGUUCAGUCCUUCAAGAGUCAGUGGGAAAGGAGUGCGGAGACUCGACAGCAACUCCUGAAAACUCUCCAAGUGCGCAUCCCGAGCUAGAAAAGUCAAGACAGCAAGGCAACUCUUGGAUCUGAAAAUGAAUGUCAAUGAAGAGAACCUUCUCAAGUCCAUCAGCAACGACGCGCUCCUGGACCUGACGCAGCGCUACGGACAGUCCGCGUUCGGCUUCGGCGCUGGCCAUGGUGCUGGAAGCCCCGGCCGCUUCCAGCUCACCCCCGCCGCCGACUUCCUCUCCGGACAGACGGCCAAGUCGAACGAGAGCGGCGGGGAGCACACCAGCGACGACGAGGACGGCUUCGACUCGCUGGAGUCCAGGAAAAGAGGCUCGUCAUUUGGGGACGACAAGCCCGGGGGGCCCCUGGCCAAGAAGUCCAAGGAGCAGCGGUCCCUGCGACUCAGCAUCAACGCCCGGGAGAGGCGGAGGAUGCACGACCUGAACGACGCCCUGGACGGACUCAGAGCCGUGAUCCCCUACGCGCACAGCCCCUCGGUGAGAAAACUCUCCAAAAUAGCGACCCUUCUGCUCGCCAAAAACUAUAUCCUCAUGCAAGCGCAGGCUCUGGAGGAGAUGAGGCGGCUCGUCGCCUAUCUGAACCAGGGACAGACCAUAACCUCGCCGAUCCCCACCGCUCUGGCGCCCUUUGGCCAGGCGGCCGUGUACCCGUUCUCCGGUUCGGCUCUCGCCACCUGCGCCGACAAGUGCUCCACUUAUUCCGGGACACCGUCCAGCCUCUUCAAACACUGCAACGACAAGCCUUGAUUUCACUCGCUCUCACCUUCCCCCAACUUUUUCUUUUCUUUUCUUUUUUCUUUUUUUUUUUUUUAAAUCCAGGUCUAGUGUCGGUCACUCUCCUUCAACGUCCAUCUGUGGAAAAUAGACGUAAUAUUAAGUUUAAGUUGCGAUAUUGGCGCCAUUAAAAUGACAAUUGUUUUUGCUUGAAUAUUUCUUUUGAUUUCAUUUAGUUAUCUAUGCAACAUUGAACAACUUAAAUUGAUGGCUGAAGUGAACUCUUGCACAUCACUCAUGAUUGUAUUUACACCUGCGAAUAUAAACAGAUUUAAGAAUGGCCUGAAAACACACUGGAGAUGUUGCAACGUGAAUUUCAUAUAUUGUUUAUAUGUCUUUAUAAUUAAAAACAUAUCUA